AUGAUUAUCAGGUGCGGCCGACUCUUGCGGUCCCGGCCGUGCCAGAGACUCCUCCUCAUCGCCGUCUUUGUUCUGACCCCUCUGAUCGUAUAUCUGAUGCUGAUAACUGGCGGCAGCGGCUCAGAUAAUCUGCUGCGCCUGCGCCGCUACAGAGACCAGCAGCAGCAGACGCUUGCGCCUCGAAUUGGCCGCUGCAGCCACGGCGAGCGCACCGCGUGGGCACGUGCCUGGAACUUGACAGAGAGAAACCACCGCGACCUCCUCGAUGAUCGCUUCACAAUCGCAUUAUCCACGUUUCACAGACCCAAGGAGCUCCACAACACCCUCAACAUUUUGCUUGCGAACAAGAUUCCGUCGCUGCUUGAGAUCGUCGUCAUUUGGAACAACCUUGACGAGGCUCUGCCAGCGUCAUUCGUCUCACAGCACGGCGUGAAUGUCCGCUACCGGAAACCAACACGAGACAGCCUCAAUGAGAAGCUCUGGAACGACCCGUCGUAUCGCACGCGUGCCAUUCUGCUCUCUGACGACGACGUCUUUUACCGCCCAGCCGAUUUGACCUUUGUCUUUGAUAUGUGGCGCCGUUUCGGGCGCGCACGUGUGACAGGUGCUCUCGCUCGCUGCGCGCGCGUCGAUGCUGCCGGACGCUGGGAGUACAGCCAGUGUCACCCCGGCGGCAAGUAUGCCCUGGUGCUGACCAACCUGGCGUUUGUGGACGUGUCGGUACUGGACGCUUACAAUUCAGAUUUCGACCCGGUGCAGGAGAUGCGGAGAUACGUGGACGAGUCCCGCAACUGCGAGGACAUUGCGCUCAAUUUUGUGGCAGCGGCGAGGCCGACGACGCCAGACUCAAGAGCGACGAGCGUCAGCGGACCGCUGCUGGUUCGCGGCUCGGGGCAGUAUGUGAAUUUAGAUCCUUCUUCCGGCAUUAGUCGCAGAAGAGGGCAUUUAGCGACAAGAAGUGAGUGUCUGAAUCGCUUCGCCAGCGCAUUUGGAUGCAUGCCACUCGUGGAUGAGGUGGCGCGAAUCGAGUUCGGCGUCAAACACAACGUGUGGUACAAGACGCUCGCUGACAGGUUAUUGCGCUAA
This is a messenger RNA of Beauveria bassiana ARSEF 2860, 1086 nucleotides long. Its product is annotated as EXTL2, alpha-1,4-N-acetylhexosaminyltransferase. The transcript is spliced from 2 exons. Gene Ontology annotation, molecular function: glycosyltransferase activity. Lineage: Eukaryota; Fungi; Ascomycota; Sordariomycetes; Hypocreales; Cordycipitaceae. Gene Ontology annotation, cellular component: membrane. Bases 1 to 1086 code for a protein of 361 amino acids. The record is from RefSeq and is a predicted model, not a curated record.